Messenger RNA from Stylophora pistillata, 1531 nucleotides. RefSeq lists its product as uncharacterized. Gene Ontology annotation, molecular function: calcium ion binding. Lineage: Eukaryota; Metazoa; Cnidaria; Anthozoa; Scleractinia; Pocilloporidae. The record is from RefSeq and is a predicted model, not a curated record.
AUACAUGUAUCUCUAGAAUACUCGUACAAUAUCAUUAUUGUCGCUACUACUGGAGGCAUGAAGAUUUCUCUUCAAAACAGAUCAGGUCACAGAUCUUUCCAGGUACAGAUGCCACGAAAGAAAAUUGCCUUCGUGGUUGCCCUGAUUUCGCUGACUCAUGUAACCCAAAGCCAUGCAAGCCAACAGUGCAGAAACGAUUUAUAUUCAAUUUAUCAAAUGAUGCUGAGGGGCCACACUUACAAGACGUUUAAGGCUCAAGCACGUUCGCUCGACUGCAGAAAUGCCUGCCUCGCUGACGUUAGAUGUCAAAGCUACAACGUAGUCAUGUUCGAAAACCUGUGCGAGUUAAAUAACAGAAGUAAAGAGGCUAGACCAGGGGACUUUAUUGAGAACGAGAGCAGAUAUCACGUUUGCAUAGUUUCUGAAAGAGUUCCCCUGGCUUCCAUUCCUGAGCUGCCAGCCGAUUCGUGCAAAGAGAUCAAGGCCAGUGAACAAGACCAGGCGAUCAGCGGAAAAUACUGGUUGGAUCCCAUGCGAUCAGGAAAUUCCAUCCUGGCUUUUUGUGACAUGGAAACUGAAACUGCUGACUACUGCAUCAAACAUCAAUGUGCAGAGCACGCCACGUGCGUCAAUGGGCACUUUAGGUACACGUGUGUGUGUAAUUCGUCGGGAUGGACUGGAAGCCUGUGCAAAACCGAUAUUGACGAAUGCACAAAAGGCUUUCACAGUUGCCACAGUGACGCCUCUUGUAAGAAUACUGCAGGUUCAUAUAUUUGCACUUGCAAUUCAGGCUACCUUGGAGAUGGAUUUAAUUGCAUUCCUGAAGAAUGUCAAAACUAUCAGUCUCUAACUUCUGAAACAAGAAAUACAAAGUAUACAGCACCAUCAAGUCAAGAUCAAAAGUGUGAUAAAAGUCUGGGUCCUGGUUGGUUUCGAUUUCAAGGCGCCGCCGGCACAAAGAUGCCCACUGAAUGUGUUUCCUGGCAUAGCUGUGGUACUCUUAGACCUGGAUGGUUGAAAGGUGGUCAUCCCCUUAUGGAAGACGGGAAGGUAUCCAGACAAGUUAAUUUUCGCUCUUCAGGCAAUUGUGCCUUUAAGACCACAACCAUCCAGGUGCGAAACUGUGGCACGUUCUUCGUGUAUUACCUACACAACGCGCCAUCAGGAGGUUGCCAUAGAUACUGCAGCACUGGCUAGAUCAUUUCAGACACUGAAGAACCUAACGAGCUAUUUCUUCGAUAACUUAUCAUAUCAUACCCUAAGAAAAGAGACCAGACAGGGGCGUAGCCAGCCCAUAGGCCCGUAGCCCCAGGACAACAAUGAUUUCCGCCCGCUUGACUUUUAGAAUAUGACUCAUGCAAAGGUUGAAACAAAAUCGAAUUUUCUUUCCAGAAAUACUUUCAAGUUCUUGAAUAGCAAUGAAGCAGCAAGAAUAAAUCUCGUGUUAAAAUUUACUCGGUUUGCAUGCUUCUGGAUCUCUGAAAAUGCUAUUUAACCAUACAGCAGGUACCAGGUACAAGAUAGCUACUAA